AUGCCUCCAAGACCCCAACCCAAAGUCCACCAACUCCUCCUCAAAACGCACAAACUCACAAUCGCCCUUGCGGGCGUCACGCCGAACACGACAAUCUCCCAAGUCAAAAAGGAGGCUCUCGAAGCGCUCAGAGCGGACGUCUCAGAGGACCUCUUAAUCUCCAUCUCACCCUCCCCUUCGAACCUCUUGAAACUGGAAUCCCACAACGACUUUAACCUUUGUCGACAGGAUAAGGAGAAAGGGAAGCCGACGGGAACGUAUACCGUUCUCGAUCCUGGUCGACAGCUUAGAGAACAUGGAUUAGCGUCUUGGGAAACACUUUUCAUUCAGUUCAUUAACCCUGAAACACGUGCAGCACUCCCGGUGACCGUGACUCUACCCGCGAUCGACGACGAUGAGGAAUCUGUCGCGGAGCCUCCACCGCCGGUUACGCCUGCUGCCACGGACAAGGGGAAAGGAAAACGCAGAGCCGAAUUUAGCGAUGAAGAGUCGUGAAUGACGCGGAAAGAUCAAGGCAACCGAUCGAUCUUGUAUUGGUAUUCCAUAUUGUACCACAAGAGAAGACCACCAGACCGCCGGACGCCAUUCUUCUGUCGCGGCACCUUCCCGCAACUGCACAUACACACGAGGCUAUCCGUCUCUCUCGCCCACCCGCUCAGAUACCGACGGAUUCCCUGGACUGUUAUCCACCUUCUUACGCCCAGAUCCUGCUUCAUUGGUUUGGCCCUACCAUUCGUUGGAGAUGAAGACGAAAGAUUUAACAAUCAGGAAACUCACUCGAGUCACAUCGUUGACUUUCAUUCCUCAAAAACGUGACGAGGGCACCGGGCAUCAUCUCGGCCAGCCGUCAACUUGCACCUACAUAUUUUUUCCUUACCAGUAUCUUGGACUUGGGGAGAUGAAGAUGAUGACUUCCUGUCUCCGCGGACCCAAAGGUGCUAUGUCCCAACGUGGACCCGGACCAGAGUCGGCUUUCAUCUUACCACAUACAAAACACUUCUUGACCAGAUGUCUUUCCGAUGUGUGGCUAUCUCAAUCUACAGAAUACUUCGUAACAACCGUUCAACGUUCAAAUCCCGAUUGUAAUCCAUUGAAUGCCCUUCCUGUUGCAAUUUCAAUUCGC
This is a messenger RNA of Coprinopsis cinerea okayama7#130, 1123 nucleotides long. RefSeq lists its product as hypothetical. The transcript has 3 exons. Bases 1 to 495 code for a protein of 164 amino acids. The record is from RefSeq and is a predicted model, not a curated record. Lineage: Eukaryota; Fungi; Basidiomycota; Agaricomycetes; Agaricales; Psathyrellaceae.